This is a messenger RNA of Medioppia subpectinata, 1315 nucleotides long. The record is from the annotation of a GenBank genome assembly. NCBI's taxonomy places the organism in Eukaryota, Metazoa, Arthropoda, Arachnida, Sarcoptiformes, Oppiidae.
AUGUCUGCAGACAAACGCAAAACGUUUUCCAUUAAAGACAACGUACGGGAGGCCAAACACCCGAAGGUGGAGAACGCGCUCGUCAUGUGGUUGAGCCAAAUGGACACCACUUCCAGACACAAAGUCACGUGCGAUGAGAUCAUAGCGAAGGCUCAAGAGUUUGCCGACAGUAUGGGUAUUGACUUUAAGCCAACCAAUGGUUAUCUCAAUGGAUUCAAGAGACGGCACGGACUGGAGCUCGACCUCAAACAGCGCGGCGUCGAUACGGCCAGUGAUUGGUCGCAACAGUUGAGUCAACAGACCAGCAAUUAUCUGCCCGAAGAGAUCUAUAUAUUGUCCGAAACGGCCCUCUUUUAUCGGGCGCUACCGUUUCGGACUAAUCCUCAUAUUAUUGGUCCGCUCUCUGCGAAGAAACUAAAGACACCGAAAGAUCGGUUGACUCUCGUGUUGGUGACGAAUGCCGACGGAAGCGAUCGGAUGUGUUCACUGAUUGGCAAAACCAAUAACCCGAGAGGUCUCAAGAGUAUGACUGACUGCGAAUUGGAUUAUUACUCUCAACCAAACGCCAGAAUCGAUGCCACCAUUUAUAAGAAGAUUAUUUGCCAAUUGAAUACCAAAAUGAAAGAAUUGAAUAAAAGAAUUGUAUUAUUUGUGAACAAAUCGCGAUCUCAUUGCCAACAACUGGUCUUAUCUAACAUUAGUUUUAAGUACUUUCCGGCAAAUGUUGAGAUUCCGCCCAUCGCCCGCGAAGACUAUUCAGUUCUUUGGGAACAAUUGAAAAUUCUUGUCUCUGAUCUUAAAUACGAUUCGUUUGACGAUUUUGUGGCCAUCGAUGACGACGAGAGCGUCGAAUUGGAAAAUGAAUUGUCUGAUCAGCACAUUAUAGAUCUCGUUAUCAAUACUUCAGACCGCGAAUCAGAGAAAUCGCGUAAAACUAAUGAGAAUCAGAAUGUCAUCAAAAAGUCUGCAAUCAAUUGUGCGGCAAAUCUGGUCAAAGGUCUGAGUUGUGAGCGACAAAAUCUGAUCGAAUUGGGAGCAAAGAUAUGUAGUGUCUUAACGCCAGACCUAAGGCAUGUGCUCGCGUCCGCAAUUACCGGCGAAUUGAUCGACAAAAGCAAGAAUAGCGACCACUCGGACGACGAAGACAUUGGAUACGAGCGACGGAGUCGUAAACGCAAAGCAACGCAAUCCGCACACAAUUCACAGCUAUCGCUGACACGAGUGGAUGGGCCAGAAUCGGCGCACCCGUGGCAACUCAUCACCUUUCAGUAGUCACUACCACUUCAAUACAUCCGACAAAUUAUUAUUUUCAUUA